CUUGCUCCCUCCUCUUCCUUAACCAAAACUCCCCCCCUUUCAACCACUUCGUACACGGAUACAACGAUUCUUCCAAACCACACCACGACACCCAGACCACCACUGGCGGCCCCCUCGGCCCCCCCUUCAUCCGAUUAAACAUCCUCCCCGCCGCGUCUUGCACAUAUUCACAUUACCUCAAUACACGGGCUUUUGUCCACCGAGCGAAACCCCCGUUCGUCGCAAAUCGCGGUUUUCGGUGGUGGUGGACGCGCGCGUCGAGCAUCGGGAGGAUAGUUACCAAAACGGAAAAGAGAGAAGUUCUUUCAUCCACCAUGUCGGACCACGACCACACCCAAGACGCCCACCACGACGCCGCCCACGAACUCCACCACGCCUCCCAACAACCCGACGUCCUCCCUGGCGGCCCGGACCCGGACGUCACCGGCAGCCCCGUCGGCGGCACACCCAAGGAGCGUCACUCCCUCACCCUCGAUCAACGACGCGCCCUCCGCCGCUGGGCCAAUGCCCAGACGAUCCGCCCCAGCCACAAGGCCUGCAUCGACUGGUUCUACGCCCAGUAUGGCCAGCACAUUUCCCAGUCCACCGUCUCCCACUCCCUGAGUCCCAAAUACUCCCGCCUCGAUGGCGACAACCCCCAGCUGAGCGGCAGCCGCCUGCGCUUCGGCAAUUGGCCCGACGUCGAGAAGCUCGUCCUGCGAUGGUACCAGCAGGUCCAGGCCACCGGCCGCCACCCGACCAACGAGGAGCUCGGCGAGAAGGCCAAAGCAAUCUUCACCGCCCUCCCGCGCUACAAGGACGAGACGCCCCCCGAGUUCUCCCCCGGCUGGAUCCACCGCUUCAAGAAACGCUACGGCCUGCUCAUACGCCGCCAGCGCCGCCACGGCGACGGCGGCAUCAACCCGGCCGAAGACAUCGCCUACCUCGCCGAUUGCGUGCCCCGCCUCAUGGCCCUCUCCGCCGAAACCUCUCCCGCCGCCAUCCGCGAAGCCAUCCUCCGCGCCCUCGGCGUCGAAGCGAGUCUCCAAGUCUGCGCCCUUGUCCGCGACGAGGUCCUGCGCCGCCUGAGCGCCGGCGGACCCGCCACGACGAAUCCCAUGUCCCCAACCUCGGCCGUCCAACAUACCCCCGACCCGCACAGCGCCGACACAAGCCUCGUCGGCCCGCCGCCGCCACCACCCCCGCCGGGGAGCGACACGCCCAUGUACGGCGACGAGGACCCGGACAUUGUCCUGCAGAACGCGCUGCGCCAGCUGCAGCAGGAGGAGGCCGAGGCCGAGGCCACGGCGGCCGCGGCGAGAGAGGAGCGCGAGCAGCGGGAGCGCGCGCAGGGGACUGCUGCGGCGGCACUCGCGACGCCCGCCGUGCAGAGGGUCGUAUCUGCGUCGAACCGGUUCAUGCCGUCUACGCCGGAGCUGAACCUGACGCCCAUCAAGAACGACGACCCGGUCUCGGCCAACGAGCGGCCGCUGCGCUGCCCGUUUUGUGUGAAUCAGCGUAUGCUUAGGACGAUUAAGGAGGCUGUCGAGCACAUGUCUACGCACGUUGUUGUCUAGGGAGAUUCGAUUGCAGAAGACUGGGAAGGGUAUUAAAGGUGUGGUGUUCUAGCAAAAGGGAGCAAAAUGAUUAUUGAACGGAAAAUGGAAAAUCCCCAGCGAGGGUUAUUGCAGGAGUUGGCAAUCCAUAUUUCGGGCUGGCCGGCGUAUAUCAGGAGGGUUAUUAGAAGGCGAUGGCCCAGUCACCACUUUCACAAAACGAAAAAAAGGCUCUUUACUGUCAGAUAUGGGAAUGCAGGUAUCAAGGGAGGAAAAAAGCACAGAGAGAAAAGGCACAGAGAGAAAAGGCACAGUCACGUUGUGCGUGUGUAGUCGUGUAUAUAGGUGUAUGAGCGCGGAUGCCUAAGGGAGUUGCUACCUUUUGUAACCUAUUAUUACACAAGGUACCUUAAUGAUGAAUCGUAGGAACGCCAUUUACUCUUCGAC
Molecule: messenger RNA, 1982 nt
Organism: Colletotrichum scovillei
Lineage: Eukaryota; Fungi; Ascomycota; Sordariomycetes; Glomerellales; Glomerellaceae
Product: centromere binding protein B
Exons: 1
Coding region: 315-1556 (413 amino acids)
Source: RefSeq, a predicted model, not a curated record